Molecule: messenger RNA, 2284 nt
Organism: Drosophila kikkawai
Lineage: Eukaryota; Metazoa; Arthropoda; Insecta; Diptera; Drosophilidae
Gene: Alg9
Product: alpha-1,2-mannosyltransferase Alg9
Biological process (GO): protein N-linked glycosylation
Cellular component (GO): endoplasmic reticulum membrane
Molecular function (GO): alpha-1,2-mannosyltransferase activity
Source: RefSeq, a predicted model, not a curated record
AUAUGGCCACACUGCUACACUUGCACUUGCAAAUUCUACUUACAUUUCCCACGCCGGCACUUUUCCAUUUUCCGGAUCAUGGCGCCCCCGGCAGCGCGUGCACGCUAUAUUGCCAAUAAGGCGGACAACCAGAUUCUGUCGAAGAAGCCGCCCAAGCGGCUGGGCCUCAAUGGCAGCAACAAGGACCCGGCACCGGCCGGCAAGAAGGAUAAGAAGCAAAAGGAUUCCAAAAAGCGCAAGCAAUCGGCUACUGGGAGCCAGGAGAAGAGCAGCAACCCGAAUCCCAUUAUGCCCAGCGUGCAGACCGCCUUCAAGACCUUCGUUAGCGCCCGGCUAUGCAGCGCCAUUUGGGCGUACAUUGCCGACUGUGACGAGACCUUCAACUACUGGGAGCCGCUGCACUACAUCAUCAAUGGCCACGGCCUGCAGACAUGGGAGUAUAGCCCGCAGUUCGGGCUGCGUUCCUACACCUACCUACUGCUGCAGGGCGUGCCCGGUUACUUCUACCAGAAGAUCUUCAACCCGAGUCCCAUACUCAUCUUCUAUAUGGUGCGCUGCAUGCUGGGCUUCGGCUGUGCGGUAAUGGAGCGGUUUAUGUACAAGUCCAUUUGCCAGGAGUUUGGCAUACACAUCGGUCGCCUCUGGCUGAUAUUCCAACUGUUCAGCGUUGGCAUGUUCGUGUCCAGCACUGCUCUGUUGCCCUCCUCGUUCUCCAUGUACUUUGGAUGCGCUGCUCUGGCCGCCUGGUGGCAGCGUAACUACUGUUUGGCCAUAUUCCUUACAGCCAUUUCGGCUCUGUUGGGUUGGCCAUUCGCCGCUCUAAUUGGCAUACCCGUGGUACUGGAGAUGCUACUUAGACAGCGAGACUGGAAGACGUUUGUUCAGUGGACCCUGAUCUCUGGCGCCUCGAUUGCCAUUCCCAUGAUUGCCAUCGAUACGAGCUACUUUGGCAAGCUGACAUUUGCCCCGCUGAACAUCGUGUGGUAUAAUGUGUUCACCAGCCACGGACCGAACAUCUUUGGGACGGAACCGUUGAGCUACUACAUCGUCAAUGGUUUCCUCAACUUUAACAUUAUUUGGCUACUGGCCCUGCAACUACCCAUUAUGCUGGUCAUGGAUUACCUCAUUGUGCCUGCCAAGUCCAAGUCUACGCUGAACUUUCCCCAUUACAUCUCGCUGGCUCCACUCUACCUUUGGCUCCUGGUCUUUUUCGCCCAACCGCAUAAGGAGGAGCGAUUCCUGUUCCCUGUUUAUCCAUUGAUCUCGCUUUGCGGCGCCAUCACCGUGGAUGUGUACCAGCGCAUCUUCUUCCGUUUCAAGUCGCUGGUAUUCAAGAUCAAGGCGGGCGUUCAUUAUCUGGACCACAGCAUGUUCAUUGCCAUCCUGGUGAUGGUGACAAGCACACUGCUCGGACUUUCGCGAGUGUUUGCUUUGUACAGGAACUACCAUGCACCCAUGGAUCUGAUGCUGGAGCUCAAUCAGUUCAAGGCGGACCCACAAUAUAACCCAAACUUCAUAUACAAUGUCUGCAUUGGCAAGGAUUGGCAUCGUUAUCCGGGAAGUUUCUUCUUCCCUGCCCGGAACUUUCGCCUGCGCUUCCUAAAGUCCGAGUUCCGUGGCAUGCUGCCGGCGUACUAUGUCAAUGGUGACAAUGCCACCCAGGUGGUGCAUCCCUACUUCAAUGAUCUCAAUCAGGAGAACGAGCACAUGUACUUUGACUACAACCAAUGCGAUUUUCUCGUCGAUUUCGACGAGGGCAAGUACACGGCGCUGGAACCCAACUACUCGAAGCGAUCCAAAGAGUGGACGGUGAUGAAGAGCCUGCCUUUCCUCAUACCGGAGAAGUCGCACAAGGUGUUGCGUGCCUUUUAUGUGCCAUUCCUCACCGACAAUCACAUUCAGUAUGGUGACUUUAAUCUGCUCAAGCGGAAGCCGAAACGCAAUGGAAGGUAAAGGUGAAGAUUGUCGUGCCAUUUAAACAGCAUUUUUUCCUUAGCAAAAGUCUGGGAGGAUUUUUAUAGUUAAAGAAAUGCGAUGACUAACGGCAAUUCCAUGUCAUCAGAUUUUAAAAUUGUAGAUUUUAAUUUAAAAUUUAAUCGACAUUUAAUCUUUCCAUUCCUAUGAUAAAUCCAGUUAGGAUCCUUUUAACCCAGUGAAUCAUACUCUAUAUGUCCCAUGAUUUUUGUUUUUUAUGUUGUGUCCAUGCCAAAGUUGUGAAGUUCAAUGCUGAAUAUCGAAGUAGAAAAUAAGCCUCAAAAAAAGUAUAUAAACAACGAGAUUCGUA